UGUGCGUUAUGCAUUGGUUGUACAUGCUCAGUUUUCAUGUGCCUUUUUCUUCAUAUAUUCAUCUUUGCUAAUCACGGACUGGUUUCUGAAAUUACUAGCAAACGCGUAUGACCUGUGUUUAUUCGUGUUCGGUGAAGUUUGAAGAAAUUGUUUGUCAAUAUGGAGGAUAUAGGGAAUACAGGAAAUGUGUCACUGAAACGAUCUAAGAAGAGAAAAAUAUCCCUUGAAGAACUUGAGACGUUGUCUAGAGAAGAGCUCAUAAAUCACAUACUGCGAUUGGACAUACAUAAUAAUCAACUGAAGAACAUAAUUAAUAAAUCAGUUCCAAAGGAAUGUGCUGGAACUCACUUAUCUGUAAAGAAGAAUCGGAAAUUUGAUUUUUCCAAAUGUUCCAAGCGGCAUGUGCUACUGAAGUUGCUAUAUUUAGGAUGGGAAUAUCAGGGUUACACAACACAAGAAGACACCACAAACACCAUAGAAUAUCAUUUGUUUUCAGCCUUGGAGAGAUGUUGUUUAGUGGAAAGUCGCCAGACUAGCAACUAUGGUCGAUGUGGGCGUACAGACAAAGGUGUUAGUUCAUUUUGUCAGGUGGUAUCACUUGAUAUCAGAAGCAAGCUGACACAGGAACAAUUGGCUGCAUGUGGCAACGCUGUGGAGGGGGAGUUGGAUUAUCCAAAGCUCCUAAACAGAGUCCUCCCCACUGACAUCAGGGUGUUCUCAUGGUGUCCUGUACCUCCAAAUUUAAGUGCCAGGUUUGACUGUAAACAACGGACAUACAAGUACUUCUUCCCUCGGGGAAAUCUGAACAUUGAGGCAAUGGACACAGCAGUGCAGUACAUGGUUGGAUGCCAUGAUUUUCGCAAUCUCUGCAAAAUGGAUGUUGCAAAUGGGGUUGUGAAGUAUGAGAGACGGAUUAUUAGUGCAAAAGUGAAGAUUAUAGUUACAGACUCUUUUCGUAAUGGUGCUGAUACUACAUCAGCAUAUGACAUGUGUGAACUAACACUGGUUGGCCAGGCAUAUCUGUGGCAUCAGGUGAGGUGCAUCAUGGGAAUCCUUCUCCUUAUUGGGCAAGGCAAAGAGAAGGUGGAAGUCAUGAAACAGCUCUUAGAUAUUGAAAGUCACCCGAGGAAACCACAAUAUUGUCUGGCCAGUCAUGUUCCAUUGAAUCUCUUCCACUGUGAAUUUGACUGCUCUGAUUGGGUUAUCAAUAAAGAAGCUUUGAUUGGAGUAAUAUGCCGUCUUCAACAGGAGUGGACCAUGUACACUGUGAAGUCUACAAUGAUAAGAUCGAUGUUGCUGGAAUGCCAAGGGAUGCUGUCUGAUGGUGGUGCUAUAAGAGAGCAGAGUAGCUCUCUUCUUCAUGGAAUUGAGGCCAAAGUGCAUCAGCCUCUGUUUCAGAGACCGACGUGCCGUAGCCUGGAAAACCGUGUUGAACACUUUGUAAAGAAACGCCGGCUAGAAGUGACAUUUUCAGAUGAAGGAUCAAGUCAAGAACAUAAAGGAAACUCCAAUUAGAAAUAAUUCCUUCAAAAGAAUGAUCCCUCAGGACCAGAGCAAAGAUUUCACCUACAGUUCCAGUUUUUGUACAGUUAGCAUCUAGCUUUGAACUAAGAAAUAUCAUAUUACAAGAUGGUUUUCUUGUAACAGAAUGAUAAUGAAAUGAGAGAAAAGAAAAAACAAAUUUAUUAUAAUGGA
This is a messenger RNA of Zootermopsis nevadensis, 1695 nucleotides long. Its product is annotated as tRNA pseudouridine(38/39) synthase. NCBI's taxonomy places the organism in Eukaryota, Metazoa, Arthropoda, Insecta, Blattodea, Termopsidae. Gene Ontology annotation, cellular component: cytoplasm; nucleus. Gene Ontology annotation, molecular function: pseudouridine synthase activity; RNA binding. Gene Ontology annotation, biological process: tRNA pseudouridine synthesis; mRNA pseudouridine synthesis. The record is from RefSeq and is a predicted model, not a curated record.